AUGGAUGCUCCAACAACCGUCUUACGGACAUUUGCAUCCUUCUCUCUCCUUCUAUGGCUCUUUGUUAGCCCCUCCCUUGCGCAAAAUGACCCUGUCAAGAACUUUUGUCGGAGAUGGGGUCACCAGUCAGCUGUAGUGGAUCGGAAGCUAUACAUCGAUGGUGGUUUGAUCAACUACGAAGAUGCGACGAAUAACCUGACCAACACAUUCCUCUCCUUCAAUGACCUCGACGCCGUGAGCAGCGGUGGAAUGCCCCCGUUUUACGCCAACCUCUCCAAGAACGACACGAUUCCAAGCGUCAAUGGCGGCAUUUUAUGGGAAGACUCGAUCAAUAAGAGACUUUAUCUCUAUGGCGGUGAAUCAUAUCAGUCCCCUCCUCUAUCCUUCGAUCUCUACAGCUACGAUAUCCUCUACAAUCAAUGGGUGUCGUUUGGAUCUCCCCCCCGGGAAGUUCAAGCGGCUAGCUAUGGAGCUGGUGUUUCCAUCUCGUCAAGAGGCGAAGCGUACUACUACGGUGGAUGGCUAAGCAAUUCAUCUAUACAAGGCUGGUCGGGUCCACCUAGAGCAUCGAACGGCUUGAUCAAGUAUGAGAUGGAUUCGAAUAAUUGGAGCAAUAUGACGGGACCGGAUGAUACAGGACGAGCAGAGGGAACUAUGGUGUUUAUUCCAGCCGGAGAUGGCGGAAUGUUGGUGUACUUUGGAGGCGCUCAAGACCUGUAUGGCAAUGGAACCUUGACGCCUCAGCCAUUGGACGAGAUCUUCCUGUUUGAUGUUGCGAAUGCGAAAUGGUAUACGCAAAAGACAUCAGGCAAUACCCCUCAAAACAGACGUCGUUUCUGCGGAGGUGCAACUUGGGCAAAAGACCAUUCAAGCUACAAUAUUUACAUUUAUGGCGGCGGAGGCUUCCCUCCAGACACAACAGGCUAUGACGAUAUCUACAUCCUCACCAUCCCAAGUUUCCAAUGGAUCAGAGGCCCAUACCCAACCUACAAGAACGGCACUGGAGCCUUCCCCAAGAGCAUGAUGAGCUGCAACGUCGUCGACGAUGCGCAAAUGCUCGUCAUAGGAGGCACCUACUCCAACGCUACCGACAAAGUCUGCGACGUGCCGACAAUCCAGGGCGCUCACAACAUGAACCUUGGCAAGCAGAACAAGGAAGAUGCAAUCUGGGCACUGUAUCAGCCCAACCUGACCACCUACAUUGUGCCGAUUGACAUCCGAACGGCGGUUGGAGGCAAUUCCGCUGGUAGCGCUACCAAGACAACGCCCGUCAGCGGAUUCGACGCUCCAGAUUUGGCUGUACAGAUGGAAAGGACGGCAGGUUCGGGAACAAGGACGGCGACGCGCGCAACUGAUACAAGCACCAAAAAGCCAGCACCGCCAUCGCAUACGAGCAAGCCAUCUUCAGGACUCAGCACUGGAGCAAUAGCGGGAAUUGCCGUUGGGUGCAGUGUGGCGUUCAUCCUUGCGCUGUUAGGAAUUGGUUGUCUUUUCUACCGGCGUAGGAAGUACUACAGCCAGAGUCACGGUGUGGCGGCGCCACCACCACCACCAAUGGCUGUGAGUGGUACAACUGGCUGGGCAUCCCCUGCAUCUCCGUCUCAUACCGGAGGACAAUCGUGGCCUGCGAGUCCUCCAUCUGAACUAACCAGUGAGCAUCGGUCGCCUGACAUGCAUCAGAGGAUGACUCCCAAGAAUGAUUUUCAGGUUACUGGGGUCGGUGAGGGGGCUCCGCCAGCUGAGUUGGCGGGUGAGGGGAACAUGCAUGAAUAUCACUAUCAUGACGGACUGUCGCCGAUGGAGGGGACUUCACCUCAUAAUGAUUGGACGAGACAGUAG
Molecule: messenger RNA, 1839 nt
Organism: Fusarium oxysporum Fo47
Lineage: Eukaryota; Fungi; Ascomycota; Sordariomycetes; Hypocreales; Nectriaceae
Exons: 3
Coding region: 1-1839 (612 amino acids)
Molecular function (GO): protein binding
Source: RefSeq, a predicted model, not a curated record